GAACGCGAGCACAGGUGGUGGGAGAAGCCAAAGUCGCGGCAGAAACCGAAGUCCCAUGACGGCGGCGGCGGCGGCAGUGAGCCGAAGCUUCCGCCCGCCUUCCGCGCUCCGUGUCCCCCCAACCUGGCCAUGCGCCGUACGCGCGCCCUCAAAACCCGCCUCCGUGUCACCCCGCAUAUAUACAGCACGGCAGCUAGCGCCUAGCCGAGAGCGAGAAGUGUGAUCGAUCGCCAUGCGCGCGUGCGGCGGCGGCGGCGCGUGGGAGCACUACUCCUCCUCCGGCCGCAGCCUCCUCGGCGCGGCGCUGGCGCCGCCAGUGGAGGCCCCGUCGUUCCAGGCGCAGCGCGCGCACCUGGAGCGGGCGCUCGGGGCGGCCACGACCGUGCUCUUCCUCGCCAGCGUGUCCUACGUCGCGCUCACCACCGUCUUCGGCUGCCUCUGCGCCGGCGGCGGGUCCCGGCGGCGCGACCGCGAGCAGCCCGCGGCCGCCGCGGAGGAGACCAAGCGCGCGCUCGAGAAGAUCCCCGUGGUGGUGGUGGCGGUGCCGGCGCGGGACCCUGGACGCGGCGGCGGAGGCGACGACGGGGGCGAUGAGCCAGAAAGGGAGGAGUGCGCGGUGUGCCUGGCGGAGUACGCGGGCGGGGAGGAGGUGCGCGUGCUGCCCGCCUGCCGCCACGGGUUCCACCGGGAGUGCGUGGACCGGUGGCUGCUCACGCGCGCGCCCACCUGCCCCGUGUGCCGCGCCACUGUCGCCGCCCGCGCCGAGGGGAACGACGCCAAGGCCUGCGCGAGGGCCGGCGGCGCCGCGCUUCCUGCCGCUGGACCCUAGAACAUGGCAACGCCGUGCUUCCUAUGGCGUGCUGUAGGAAUCUGUAAUGGUAUUCGGCUCAGCGGCUCAGCCUUGCUGUCAAGAACGCCACGGCAUUCGUUGUAGGCAAAAGGAGAGAACAACAGCGAUUCGAUCACUGAGAUGGCAUGUUAGAUCAAAGUGUUUUUGUUGAGAAGUAUCCGAUCUUUCCCGUC
Panicum hallii is the source of this 1023-nucleotide messenger RNA. Its product is annotated as RING-H2 finger protein ATL74-like. Bases 233 to 829 code for a protein of 198 amino acids. The transcript has a single exon. NCBI's taxonomy places the organism in Eukaryota, Viridiplantae, Streptophyta, Magnoliopsida, Poales, Poaceae. The record is from RefSeq and is a predicted model, not a curated record.